Messenger RNA from Chrysochloris asiatica (Cape golden mole), 519 nucleotides. It is a transcript of the gene TXNDC12, whose product is annotated as thioredoxin domain containing 12 (endoplasmic reticulum). Lineage: Eukaryota; Metazoa; Chordata; Mammalia; Afrosoricida; Chrysochloridae. The record is from RefSeq and is a predicted model, not a curated record. Bases 1 to 519 code for a protein of 172 amino acids. Gene Ontology annotation, cellular component: endoplasmic reticulum. The transcript is spliced from 7 exons.
AUGGAGCUGCGGUCUCGUCUCGGGGCCACCUGUUUGCUGGGCUUCAGUUUCCUGCUCCUCAUCACCUCUUCUGAUGGACAUACUGGGCUUGGAAAGGGUUUUGGGGAUCACAUUCAUUGGAGGACACUAGAAGAUGGAAAGAGAGAAGCUGCUGCCAGUGGCUUGCCUCUGAUGGUGAUUAUCCAUAAAUCCUGGUGUGGAGCUUGCAAAGCUUUAAAGCCCAAAUUUGCAGAAUCUACAGAAAUUUCAGAACUUUCCCAUAAUUUUGUUAUGGUAAAUCUUGAGGAUGAUGAGGAACCAAAGGAUGAAGAUUUCAGCCCAGAUGGGGGUUAUAUUCCACGAAUCCUUUUCCUGGAUCCCAGUGGCAAGGUGCACCCGGAAAUCAUCAAUGAGAGUGGAAACCCCAGCUACAAGUAUUUCUACAUCAAUGCAGAGCAAGUUGUUCAAGGAAUGAAGGAAGCUCAGGAGAGGCUGACAGGUGAUGCCUUCAAAGAGAAACAUCUUGAAGAUGAGUUGUAA